Messenger RNA from Eublepharis macularius, 3936 nucleotides. Its product is annotated as zinc finger protein 883-like. Gene Ontology annotation, molecular function: DNA-binding transcription repressor activity, RNA polymerase II-specific. Gene Ontology annotation, biological process: negative regulation of transcription by RNA polymerase II. Lineage: Eukaryota; Metazoa; Chordata; Lepidosauria; Squamata; Eublepharidae. The transcript has 3 exons. The record is from RefSeq and is a predicted model, not a curated record. Bases 184 to 2145 code for a protein of 653 amino acids.
GGCUCUACGCGAGCCCCUUUGCCUGCUGAUGUGAUUUAGGGGCUCUUACUUUGGCGAGGUUUCUUUUAGCGUUGCCUCUUAUAUUCUCCCCCUCCCUCCCUCCCUUCUUUUUCCUUUAAUACAGAAGAUGGAAUGGGUCUGAAACCUGGUAGGAGAAGCUGGGGCCAGAACUGAGAAUGAGGAAUGGAUCGCCAUCAACAAAGGCUUCAAGGGGCGCACGUUUCCCUUGUGGAAGAAGCUCAUUUGUCUCCAGCACCCUCGGAAAGGGAACCCCAAUAUGUAAAGAGCCAAGGAAAACAGGAGAGCCAGCAAUGGUCGGAAGGAUACUUAAAAGCCAGAGAGGAACUGGAUUGGGAGGAGGCUUCCAGUAGUAGCUCAGUGGUCUUUAUUGAGGAGCAGGGAGAGGUGUUCAGAAACAGCAUCGAAGAUGCAUCCGAUUUAGAUGACUUUGAGGAGACCACGGAGGACCCCAUCGCUGAGAGAUCCCUUGUGGAGGGACCAGAGGUAAUCCUUUAUCCAAAGGGGCCUCCGGCAGCUGCUGGAUUUGCUACUGAGGACUGUGAGAAAAUUGCUUAUCAUGGUGAAGGCUGUGGUGAUGCCGAACUGAUCCUUUGUCCUGAGGUAUCUCUGGGGGGAGAGGAGUCAGAGGAGGACGAAGCUGAGGACAUCGGUUAUGUGGGUGGAACGCCAGCAGAGAAAAUGCCCGUUGGGGUGGAAGGGAAUAUAUCUGAUGAGGAAGCGGUUGUUGAGUGGACAAUGCCUGUGGCGGAGCUGGUUGCCAAGGAACGGCCUUCGAAGCCGCGCCACAUCUGCAGCGAAUGUGGCCGGAGCUUGGCCAGUCAUUCGGCCCUUGUCCGUCAUUGCCUCAUCCACACUGGAGAGCUCCCUUACACUUGCACAGAGUGUGGACGCCGCUUCCGACAAUCCUCAGCCCUCGUUCGCCACCUUCGGGCCCAUCGGGGUGAGCGUCCCUAUGUUUGCAGCGAGUGUGGCAAAGCCUUUGGGGUGAGAUCAGCGCUAGUUCGGCAUCAGCGAGCCCUGCAUUCAAGUGAGAGGCCCUAUGUUUGCGGGGAAUGUGGUAAGGCCUACGCAGACCUUUCUAUCCUGACAAAGCAUCAACUGAUUCAUGUCAAUGGGCGGCCAUUUUCUUGUCCUGACUGUGGCCAGUCAUUUGGACAUCGCACCACCUUGACUCAACACCGGCGAAUCCACACAGAGGAGCGGCCAUACCGUUGCACGGAAUGCGGGCAGACCUUCCGUCAGAAUUCUGCCCUGGCUAAUCACCGCCAAGUCCAUUCUGGAAAGCGUCCAUUUUCUUGCCAGUUCUGCAGUAAAACCUUUGCUGGCCGGCCCACUCUAGUCCAGCAUCUCCGGACUCACACAGGGGAAAAGCCGUACAGUUGUCCAGAUUGUGGCCGUUGUUUCAGCACUAGCUCCAAUCUGCUGCAGCAUCGAAGGAACCACCUUGGUGAACGUCCCUUCGCCUGCUCCUUGUGCGGCCGCCGUUUUGCCCGGCGGCCUGACCUGGCUAGGCAUUAUGUUACCCAUGCUGAAGGCAGCGUCCGGCCUCACCGCUGCGGUGAAUGUGGGCGACGCUUUGUGGAAUUGACGGACCUGGAGCAGCACCAAGCCACGCACCGUGGGGAGCGGCCCUACGUCUGCAGUUACUGUGGCAAAUCUUUUACGGAGGCUGCCACGCUGGCUCGACAUCGCCGUUCGCACCUUCCAAUGACUCAGCAGGCUUACAAAUGCGAGGUGUGCGGGCAGACAUUUGGACAGAGCUCUGACCUUCUGGCACAUGGGCGAGUUCACAGUGGGGAACGCCCCUAUGCCUGUGCAGACUGUGGCAAGGCCUUUGGGCGCAGCUCAAAUUUGUCGCGGCAUCGGCGGGUACAUACCCAUGAGCGCCCAUAUGUCUGCGGGGACUGUGGGAAGAGCUAUACCCAAAGCACUCACCUUAUGGAGCAUCAGAGGCAACAUACUGGUGAACGGCCCUAUGAGUGUGCAGACUGUGGCCGCUCGUUUGGCAAGAAGGGGCACUUGGACUCCCAUCGGCGUGUGCACCGCCUCUUGCCGGAAUCCCAUGAAAGUGCAGAUGAGUCAUUGGUGGAAUGUCCUGAUUCGGGAACUCUGCUGAACCAGUGAACGAGUCUGGUGGUGCUCUGUAGGGAGGGGCCGUGGGUCAGUGGUGGAGCAUCUGCUUUGCAUGGGAAAGGUCCCAGGUUCAAUCCAGGGCACUGCAAGUUAAAAGAAUCGGGUAAUAGGUGAUAUGAAAGACAAUACUGACCUCAAUGAUUCAGCAUGAUUCAGUAUAAGGCAGCUUCACGUGGGGUCAUGUAUGUGAGUGAGCAAGGUUUAAUUUGAGCAUGACUCACCAAGGCUUAGCACCACAGUUUGUUUCUAACAUCUCUAGAAUAAUGAUAAAGUACAUGUUUGGGCAUUCUUUUUGUCAGGUAUCCACAGGCUCAUGUGAUCCCCUGAACCACUCACAUUAGAAACUUUACCUGCUUGAUAAGAAUGCUUUGGAAUUAUACAGUCUAACUGGUAUUUGGCGAGAGGCUAUUGGUUCCAAGGACAGAAUUCUCCGCACUCUAGAAUUAAACUACCCCCUUCACAAUGGGGGUUCAAAUACAAAGGACUUGGCUCUCAGGUCAUACUGUCUGUUCUAGACACCUAGUUCUGCUCUCUUCCCAGAGCAAGAAAAGGCAAAUUCCCCAGACAAGCUCUCAUGCUCUCCUCUCCUCUUUCUGUUCCGUUCUAUUGCGUCAUUCCCCUCCCCAAAUUCAGAGAGGAAUUGGCAGCCUUGGCUUUGAUCGUUGCCUUUUGAGAUGUCCAACUAUUAUCCCCGAUUCCAGUAUCAAAUUUUAGGAUGUUGGGUGUUGCUCAGCAAUCAGACUGCUGAUCUAAAAAGUUGCUUCAGGUUUUGUUGGAGACACUGAGGUUACAAUUGGGCCACGUGUGUCGUCUUACCUCACAUUCGCUGAGCUGCUGUGCUUUGGUUUGGUUCUGUAAAUACACCAAGAAUCACCACGUUAUAUAUUUAUUGGUGGUGGAAAGUGCUGUCACUUUCUUGUAGGGUUUUCGAGGCAAAAGACUUCAGAGGUGGUUUGGCAUGGCCUGUCUCUGCGUAGUGACCCUGGACUUCUUUGGUGGUCUCCUAUCCAAUUACUAACUAGGCCAACCCUGCUUAGCUUCUGAGAUCUGACAAGAUCGGGCUAGCCCGGUCCAUGCAGGUGAACAGCUGGAUUUGAGUCCAGUGGCAUCUUGGAGAUGAACAAGAUUUUCAGGGUCUAAGCUCUCAAGAGUCAGAGCUCCCUCCUUCUUCCCAUCAUGGCUACCCACCUAAAAGCAUCCAAGUGAAGGCGGACAUUUAUUAGUUUGGUAAUUUAUGUCCAUUACCAGUAAGGGAUUAAAAAAAAAAGUUAAGUGGAUGUUGAGGGAGGCAGUUAAAAAUAUGCAGCAACAACCUUGCCUGGGCUAGGGGAUUAUGUUGAAGAUUUUACAGGAAAUCAGAGAAACAGGUUUCAUCCCUUUAGAACAUCAAUUUCUUCAUUUGUGUGUUGCCGGACUAUUGUUAGUGUGCUUGAUUGUGGUUAAAUAAUUAAAAGCUGCCGUGAGCCCGAAACAUGCCUUUUUAUAGAGGAAGUUUCCUGCUCCAACUCCUGCUUGUUUCUGGCCUGAUCUUCUUCCAGUUGGUCUCUGCUUGGAUCCGGUAAUUCCACCACAUCUCUGCAUCAGGUGAGAUUGGGUCCAUUCCUGAGGCAGAGGGCCCCCCAGAAAUUCCUGCCUCUGGGGGGUAAAUGUUGUAUUUCUGUACGUGUUACUGCUUGGGCCUUGCAAGCUCAAGAAAUGGGACUUGUGCAGAAUCCCCGUGGGAUGAGGCUCCGUUGGAUGUGGGGGAGUUCUUUUUCUUACAAUAAAUGAUUUCAGGUACAA